GGCGGUUCCGGGCGGUUGGGCGCGCGAGCGAGGAGCCGAGGCAGCCGCGCCCGCCCGCCCCGCCCCUGGAUGCCGCUCUGCCCCGGCGCGGCCGCCGAACGUAGCACAGGAGGCGCCGCCGCCGCCGCGGUUGAUGUGGUUGGCCUGGGGCUGAGGAGGCCGCCAAGAUGCCGCAGUCCAAGUCCCGGAAGAUCGCGAUACUGGGCUACCGGUCUGUGGGGAAAUCCUCGUUGACGAUUCAGUUUGUGGAAGGCCAGUUCGUCGACUCCUACGACCCGACCAUAGAGAACACUUUCACGAAAUUGAUCACAGUAAAUGGACAAGAAUAUCAUCUUCAACUUGUAGACACAGCUGGGCAGGACGAAUACUCCAUCUUUCCGCAGACGUACUCCAUAGACAUCAAUGGUUAUAUUCUCGUGUACUCCGUCACAUCAAUCAAAAGUUUUGAAGUGAUUAAAGUUAUCCAUGGCAAAUUGUUGGAUAUGGUGGGGAAGGUGCAGAUUCCUAUUAUGUUGGUUGGGAAUAAGAAAGACCUACACAUGGAAAGGGUGAUCAGUUACGAAGAAGGGAAGGCGUUAGCAGAAUCUUGGAAUGCAGCUUUUUUGGAAUCGUCUGCUAAAGAAAAUCAGACUGCUGUGGAUGUUUUUAGGAGGAUAAUUCUGGAGGCAGAAAAAAUCGAUGGGGCUGCUUCGCAAGGAAAGUCUUCCUGCUCGAUGAUGUGACUCCGAGGUGGCCCAAGGACACUGGGACCCGCCUGUGCGGAGAUGCAGGCUGCCGGAGAUUGGCGGAGACAAACUCGGCUUCGUUUUCCUUCUGUUAACCUGAAAGAUUUCAUCCGGGUCAGAGCUUUCCCCGCCCACCCCUCAGAUUAUGUUGGACUCUGACUCUGUCCACAUGAAUUCACUUCCACUUUCAAAUUUUAAGCAAUCAUAUUUUCAAUUUAUAUAUUGUAUUUCUUAAUAUUAUGACCAAGAAUUUUAUCGGCAUUAAUUUUUAAGUGUAGUUUGUUGUUUAAAAUAAUGUAAUCAUCAAAAGAUACAUAUUGUUACACUACUGUUAACUAGGCUUCCAUAUAUCAGUGUUUAUUUCAUUGUUAAAUGUAUACUUGUAAAUAAAAUAGCUGCAGACCUUA
Molecule: messenger RNA, 1132 nt
Organism: Artibeus jamaicensis (Jamaican fruit-eating bat)
Lineage: Eukaryota; Metazoa; Chordata; Mammalia; Chiroptera; Phyllostomidae
Gene: RHEB
Product: Ras homolog, mTORC1 binding
Exons: 8
Coding region: 168-722 (184 amino acids)
Biological process (GO): small GTPase-mediated signal transduction
Cellular component (GO): plasma membrane
Molecular function (GO): GDP binding; GTP binding; GTPase activity
Source: RefSeq, a predicted model, not a curated record